AUGAAUCCUGAUAUUAAGGAUCAGAAUGAUGAAAAUGACGAUUUUAAGGCUAUUGAGACUCUAUUAAAAACAUAUAGAUCACAUAACUACAUCGAAAAAAAAAAGGCCAUAAAGAGCAAUGCAUUCCAACAUCCCUAUAAUAUUAAGAAGAGUUUAGGUGACACACUUGGAGAUAUAGUUAUCAAUUUGAUACCUAAAGAAGAUUUGAUACAAAUGAAGGAAAUCGAAAAAGUACCACUACAUUUCGAGGUUACGGCGAAAAAUGUACUAUCAAACAACAUAAAACUGACGCCAGCCGUUACAGACGAUGAUACUACGGAAUUAAACUUUAAUACAAUAAUGCGCGUCGGUGAUCGUCUCAAGAGACAAGCUGAAAUUAAACUAAAUGAUGAACAUGACAAAGCACUACAAAGACAAGUUGAACGUUUAAUAGCAGACAAAAAUAAGACUUUGAACGAGAAAAUUAGACCCAUGGAAAGAUCAAUAUACGAAAAAAACUUAUCUGUGAUUAUGGAAGAAUUCGACAAUAGCAAAAUCGCUGUAACUCAAUCUAUUUCUAUUGUUUAA
Molecule: messenger RNA, 567 nt
Organism: Melanaphis sacchari
Lineage: Eukaryota; Metazoa; Arthropoda; Insecta; Hemiptera; Aphididae
Exons: 3
Coding region: 1-567 (188 amino acids)
Source: RefSeq, a predicted model, not a curated record